AAGGGCAGGGUCUGUGGUAGGCAACCCUCCCAGCAGCUGAUACCAAAUGCUCUAUAUAUAGCCACCAGGGCCUGGACACUGCAUUAGAGCACACAGGCCCAACAAACGAGCCACAUACUUUUUACUCUCUGGUAGUCAUAGGAGUAAGAGAGUAGUUUCUGUUGUAGUACUGCGCAAGAAUUACAAUGAACAAGCCCAAAAUUAUCAGACCAGAGGAGAGUCAGCCAGCACGUGCACUGUGGUUUGACAGAAAGAAAUAUGUCACCAUCAACUUCAUGGUUCAGAAACCUAAAGACGUCCAGGUUGAUAUCCAGCCAGAUAAAAUGAUUUUAUGCUGCAAAAAUGACACAGAUGAUGUGAUCUACAACGAGCUGUACUUCUAUGACAAAGUUCAAAUACAUGACUCAAGAGAAAGAGUCUAUGAUCGCACCAUCAAUGUCUUGCUAAGGAAGAUGAAGCCUGAUUAUGCAUGGCCUCAUCUCCAGAAGGAUGAGGCUAAGCCCAGCUGGAUUUUUGUAGACUUUGAUAACUGGAGGGACUGGGAACAUGAAGAAGACGAGGGAAAGGAAGAGUACGAUAGAUACAUGGACAUGAUUCAAGAAAUGGCUGCCAAUAAUAAAGGACAAGCACCAGAUAUGGGUGAUCUUAGUGAUUUUGUUACCUCUGUAGUAUCCUGCUGCCCAGCAGAGCUCAAACAUGAAGUCAGUGGAAAGAAAGAAACUCUUAAAGGCUUUAAUGUAAAGCUCCAAGACACCAUCCUGUUUCCUGAAGGAGGUGGCCAGCCAGAUGAUCAUGGGCUCAUAGGAGAUGUACCAGUUUUGAGGGUGACAAGGCAGGGUCCUGAUGCCAUACACUUUGUGAGCGUACCCCUGGAGGUGGGUCAGGAGGUGCAAGUUAAGGUGGACUGGGAGAGGAGGUUUGACCACAUGCAGCAACAUUCAGGUCAGCAUUUGAUCACAGCAUUGGCAGAUAAUCUUUUUGGAUACAAGACCACAUCCUGGGAACUGGGGCGUCAGAGAAGCACAAUUGAACUGGACACUCCCUCUGUGAAGGCUGCCCAGCUCCAGGCCCUAGAGGAAGCUGUAAAUGAAAAGAUCAGAGUCCACGUCCCUGUCACUGUUCAGCUCCUCUCUAUAGAUGAUCCUGCUGUGGAAAAGGUGAGGAGUCGAGGGCUGCCAGACGACCAUGCAGGGCCCAUUCGGAUCAUCGAUAUCGAGGGCGUUGAUGCCAACAUGUGCUGUGGAACUCAUGUGUCUAACCUCAGUCACUUACAGGUAAUAAAGCUACUUGGAACAGAGAAAGGAAAGAAAAACAAAACCAACCUGAUCUUCCUGGCAGGAAACAGGGUAUUGAAGUACGCUGAGAAGAGCUACAGCACAGAGCGAUCACUUGUGUCUCUCCUGAAGACUGGACCUGAUGAGCACGUUGAAGCUGUUGACAAGUUGCAGAAGUCUGUGAAGCUUCUACAGAAGACUAACCUGAGCCUGCUUCGAGACAUGGCUGUCCUCAUCUCUCAGAACUUUAGGAACGACCCCCAGAGAGGAAACUUCUUCAGCUUGCACAAAAAAGAGGGUGACAAUGAGUUCAUGAACAUCAUUGCCAAUGAAAUAGGCACUGAGGAAACUUUGGUUUUCCUAACUGUUGGAGAGGAAAAGGGACCUGGUUUGUUUCUGCUGGCUGGACCCAGUGGACAAGUGGCUGAGAUGGGACCGCGGGUGUUAGAAAUGCUCCAGGGGAAGGGGGCAGGAAAAAACGGACGUUUCCAAGGCAAAGCCAACAGCCUGGCCAGAAGAGGGGAGGUGGAGGCUUUCCUGCAGCAGCACUUUAAACAUCACACCUCAGAGGAAGAAUAAAGCCAGAAAUUUGUUAUAUAUAUAAAUGAAUAUUUUUUAUGAACUAUACGUUUAGAAGCCAAAAGGGAUAGUUUACCUGACUGUUUUAGCUAUUCAUAUUUUAUGGGAAACACUAAAUAAUGUGUUAAAGUAAGGGUAACUUAAGUAGUUUUUGAUCUGGAACCUAUUUUCUCAUGUUUUUGUGUCUAAGUGACUAAUGGGAACAACAUUUUCAGAAUUUUGAGUCCAGGUUGAAAAAUACCAAAAUUAACCUUUAAUUACCAAGAAACUGAUUAUUUCUGUGACCAUGUACUGUACAUAACUGGAUCUUGUGAACAUAUGCUGUACAUAUCUGAAAGUUCAAUGUCAUGUACAGUUUUUAUUCAUUGAAAACCUCAUCCGUUAAACCUCACUGGCAUCAAAUUUUGAUUUAAGUCUUUUUUUUUCUCAGUAACAUGCCAUUUAGGCAACAACCAUAAAAAUGAAGAGAGUCCUGCUUU
Plectropomus leopardus (leopard coralgrouper) is the source of this 2332-nucleotide messenger RNA. NCBI's taxonomy places the organism in Eukaryota, Metazoa, Chordata, Actinopteri, Perciformes, Serranidae. The record is from RefSeq and is a predicted model, not a curated record.